AUGACUGUUUCGGAAGACGGCAGGGUGGAGAUCUCGCCGGUGGGGCCGGAGGCGGCAAACGUUCAAAGAAGACUCAACGAAGCCAAGGCAAGGAACGAUCCAGAGUUGCAAAGCUGCUUGGAGUUCUUGCUGAAUGAGCUGGCCACGAUGAGCCCGGACAAUUUGAAAUCCUUGGAGAAUUUUGCGCUCAAGCAGAAGCAGUGCCAGGAGAGGCUGAAGUUCAAUGGCGCAGUAGGACUGGUGGGUGGUGACCCCUGUGACCUGCGGGACCGUUCGCAAAAGCUGAUGGAUGAGCAUUUCGACAACCUGAGCACCGCUGAUCUUAAGGAGGAAGUUACGAUGUGCUUGAAGGCAGCUUUGGGGCAGAACUUCCUUGACGAAAAUCAGCUCCCGUCGACUGAUACUGUUGACACGUUCCUUGACGCUGCAGGGUUCUUUGACAAGAUCGAAAAUGGAGGCCUGUACUUUCUGUACUACGCUGGCCAUGGUUUCGAAGUCAACGGCGAGUUCUAUUUUGUUCCGGGAAAGCCGAAAACCAUCCAGAGUUGUGUGAAAUUGAGCGAUGUUCUCGAACAGUUCAAGCGGUUCUACGGUUGCACCUUCGUCAUUUGUAUCAACGCCUGCCGCAGUGGUCUCGUGGGUGAUUUCAAAGACUCGCUUUGCAACACGUUCGUGAACAAGCCUGGCAGUUGUGUGUCUUUCAACAACUAUGUUCUCAUGUUUCCCACAGCUUCCGGCGUGCCAGCUGUUGAAGCUGAUAACUCAGAUACAGGCAAUGCCCGGACUUUUGCAGAAAUCGUACGAGAGCUGCUUCCUACGUUGACGACCAAAGACCCCGCAGCGCUGCUGGUAGCUCUGAACGGCUUUGCCCAGAGGUUCAAGGAGGAAGAGCAGGACAACCCUGCCUUGUAUUUCUACCCCUCAGCUCAUGGUAAGCCACCUACCACUGGCUACACAGAGUUGUGGGGUUUGUGGUAUCAAGUCGAGAAGGACAUUCAACAGACUGUGCCUUACGGGACAGUCCAAAUUCCCGACCACCGCAAGGACCACCGCCGUCGUGUGAAUCGCAUGACUGCUGGUUUGGCGGUGGAGCUUCCACGCCCGGGUAGAAAGCCGCCGGUGUGCAUCAUCCUCGGCCAUACCCGAGGUUUGGGCUACAAGGAUUACGUCGCUCGGUUCAUCACAUCUGGCAUGAGUGCCAACUACCUAAUCACGACUGAGGGGCAGCCGUACAUGCUGGUGGCAGAAGAGCUCAUGGCAUGGGACUACAACUUGGCAUAUUGGGGUGGGUCGGGCUUCGAUAUGGGCGAAGGCUUCUUGGAAAGCAGAGGUAGACUCAACGAGUUGAAAACAUAUUCGAUCUCCAUUGCGAUGGAGCUGGGGCACCAAAAGGAAUCACGGAGGCCCAGUACCAGGCCCUAA
Symbiodinium sp. CCMP2456 is the source of this 1422-nucleotide messenger RNA. NCBI's taxonomy places the organism in Eukaryota, Dinophyceae, Suessiales, Symbiodiniaceae. The record is from the annotation of a GenBank genome assembly.